Dictyostelium purpureum is the source of this 7038-nucleotide messenger RNA. RefSeq lists its product as uncharacterized. Lineage: Eukaryota; Evosea; Eumycetozoa; Dictyosteliales; Dictyosteliaceae. Bases 1 to 7038 code for a protein of 2345 amino acids. The record is from RefSeq and is a predicted model, not a curated record. Gene Ontology annotation, molecular function: glycosyltransferase activity. The transcript is spliced from 2 exons.
AUGCAAAACAUAGAAGAAUUAGUUCAACAAUUAAUUAUCUCUGAUGAUAAUGAUAAUGAUUAUAUUAAUUUAACAUCAUCAAAAUUAUCAGAAGAGAAUCAACAAAAACAACAACUACAAAAAGAAAAAGAAAAAGAAAAAGAAAAGAAAAAUGUUGAAAAUAAAUUAAAUUCUGUAAAGAUACCAAUUUCAAUGGCAUUGUUGGAUCAAAUCAUUACUUUGAAAUCAAUUUCACAAAACUCACCAACAUCACCAAAUAUACCAUCAGGGUCUUCAUCCUCAUCUUCAACAACAACAUCACCAACAAAUAACACUGCUACAACCACCACAACAAACUCGACAACAUCACCCGUUGCUACAACUACAACACCAUUUACAGUUGAAUAUGAAAAUAAAAUCAAUUUAAUUAACGAAACAAUCAAUAAAAUUAUAACAAAGCAAAUACCAAAUAUUAAAGAGUUUGAAAAUAACUAUAUAGAUUUUGACUUCCCAACAGUUUUAUCGAAAGAUUCAAUUGUUAAUGAUAUUCUAAAUAGCUAUAAAGAAGAUUUAGAAGGUGAGCAAGCCAAUUGCGAUAUAGAGUUUGAAGGCUAUUCAAGCCAUCAUAAUAACUCAAUUUUCGGUCCAACCCCAUCACCACGUUCUGUUUUAGAUGAACAAAGUAGUAUUAUUAAAAACUAUAACAGUUUUAAAAUUCAUUGGGCCAGUAUUAUUCUCAAGAUUCACCAAGCUAUCAUUCAAAGUGGUCUCUAUCAAAACCUGCUUAAAAAGAUUGGUAAUGUUUUCGCGUCAUCUCAGUUAACUGCUUCACAUAUCCUUGUAAAUCAAAUGAAAGAUUCAAAAUAUGGUAAAUCGUCAAAUGCUAGUUUGUCCUCUGGCUCUUUAAAAUCAUUAUCCUCUAGCCAUGAUGAAAAUGCUACUGUUGCUAAACCCUCUAAAGUCGAUGAUCUCCAAUUAAGUGAAGUACAAUCAACAAGAUCUACACCAACCACUCCACCUUACUCUUCACCAUCCAAUCAUGGUAUUGGUGGCCAAUCAGCUGACCAAGAUGAGCAAAAAUCCAAAACAAAUUCUAGUAGCAAUGAAAAGCCUCAAAAACAACCAAUUACAACCUCACCAAAUUUGGGAAAGUCAUUGUUAACAAGUGCUUUAAAUGGUGGCCAAAGUUCAACAUCCAGUGGCAGCAAAGGCUCAAAUUCAAACUUCUCAUUGUCUGCUUUGAUGUCUGGUAAUAAUCGUGAUGCCCCUCCAGCCCUUAAAGAUUUAGCAGAGCGUUCAAAUAAAAUUGACCAAGUUAGAGGAUUUAGUGUAGAUGUUAAUAAUAACCCACAACAUCAAUUACAACCACCAACUUCUGCAACAAACUAUCAACAACCAUACAACCCAAAUAUUAAUAAACUACCAUCAUCAUAUGAAACUGAUCCAAUUUUGCUUCCAGAUGGCUCAGAGUUUAGUAAUGCUAGAAUACCAUCAAACCCAUCUUCAUUAAAUACAAACAAUAGUAUUUUAUCCUCUACACCAAACAGUAACCCAAUAUUUAUUUCACCUCCUUCAAACUCAAUUCCAAUGAAUAUUCAACAGCCAUCAAGUAGUCUUUUUUCACCUCCAUCCUCAAACCCCCUUUCUGGUUCAUUUGGUGUUCCAAACUUUUCAUCCUCGGCUAGUAAUAGAGCUGGUUUCUCAACCUCACCAUUUGACGUUCCUUCAUCAAGUGGUAUGCCUCCACAGAGACUUACUGAAUCAUUUUUCUCUACCAGUGCCUCAUCAAGAGCUCCACCUGGAUGUGAUGCUAUUCCAUUAUCAACAUCCUCGUCAUCAUCUAAUAAUGUUGGAAUUCAAAUUCCAGGCUCUCAACAACAAAAUAUUCAAACCGGUUUUGAAAUUUCACCAUCUCCAUCCAACCAACCAUAUUUGAUGACUAAUACUAUGAGUAACCCAAAUGUUAUUGUUCCAAAUAACCCAUUAUCAACAUCAGGAGGCUUUUCUAGAGGUCCAAUGAGCUAUCCACCAAAUAUUGAAUUAAAUCCACAAUCACAAACACAACAAUUACAAAACUCUGGUUCAAUUUUAAUUCCACAACAACAACAACAACAACAACAACAACAACAGCAAAUGACUCCUGGUAGUAUACCACAACCAAUUUUCUCAUCAUCACCAUCUCCAAGUGUACCUGCUAUUGAUACUAUUGUACCAGCCUCAUCAUCAUUCAAAGCCACAUCACAAAUUUCAUCGACUGCUUCACAAUCAUCAACAGCAAACAAUAGUGGUUCAAAUAAUGCUAAUAACUCUACAAAUAAUAAAGCAAAUUUAGAUAAUACAGUUAAAUCAUUAUCUAAACCAAUUGUUGGUUUCUCUGAUCUAACACUUCCAGAAUGGUUAGACAUUACAGUUUAUUGGAACUCUGAUUGUCAAGCAACCAUCAGUGAAUCUAAUGAGGAUAUUUCUUUAGAAAUUAGAAAGCUUUUAUUAUCAGAAAAAUCAGGUGGUAGAUUAGAUCAUUAUUUAGAAUGCACAUUGGUUUAUUUAAUCCAAAAGAAACUUUUAGAUAUUAUUAAAUCCAAAAUCGCCGACUGGGUAGAGCCAAUAUACAACUAUUGGAUUAAAUCUAUAAAUAUUCAAUACUACUAUGAUAUCAGUAAACAAUUCAAUUCAUUUUUAUCCAAAUUCAACUCUCAUCUUUGGGAUUUAAAGAAAUAUAAUGCAUUCCAAAACAGAAUAGUAAAUUUAAGAAGACAAUUUCCACCUUCACCCCCAAACCCAUCAACACCACUUUCCUCCAAUGUCACAAGCAAAGGUUUACCAAUUCCACUACAAUUAAAUUCUCAACAAGAACAAGCCGAAUUAUCAAAAAUAAUGAAACAAAUCGAAAGUGAUAUUUUAUAUUUAACAGCCAUUCAACAUCAAUCAUCUCUCAAAUAUUUAGAAAAGCUUUUAGUUGGUUUAAUGGGCCAUACUAUUGAUGAUAUUAGACAGGCAUCAGUUCGUUUAUUAAAUGUUAUUUACGAUGGUCACGAUUGGCAAUUUGAAGAGCCAUUAAAACCAGUUAUCAGAGUUAUUGGUGAUGCUUUCAAAGUUGAAAUAGAAUUAGAAAAUCAGUUACCAGAGGAUGUAUUGAAGAGAAUUCAUAUUUUAACUGUCCAACCACCAAACCAAAGAUUGACAAAUCUAGCCUUUAGUGUUUCCGCUUCUACCGAUGCAACUAAAAAACGUCAACAAAAUCAAUUUGACAGCAAUUCAACUAUUUCAACUAUUCUUAAUAAGCAUAAACCAAAAGUUGAUGGUAAUAAAAUUUAUAUAGAGCUACCAUCGUUCUAUAGAGCUGGGUAUUAUGAUUGGAAAAUUGUUGAAUUAUUACCAAAUGGCGAAUUUAAAUCAUUCGACUUUAACCAAUACAAAUUAAAAUUGAAUACACCAACACAAACCUCAAAUCUAUCAAGCUCAUCAAGCUCGACUGCUUCAAGCACAACAAUUCAAAAUGAAUUAAUUCAAGGUAGAUUUAUUGUUCAUCCAAAGCUUAGAGAGGAAACAAUGCAUGAAGUUUGGGUAGAUUUACAAGAUUCCGUAUGGGAUCCACAUAAAGGAGAAAUGGUCAAAAAAGGUACAAUUCAAAACUUAAUCGAUAGUUUAUCCCAAUACCAACAAGAAGGUAUUACUACACUUUAUGUUAUGGGCUUAUUGGAGAAAUUACAAUCAAACCAACCAUUGUGCCCAACUGAUAGAGACUUACCAAAUCGUUUAUUGGGUGGUAUACCACUAUUUAACCAAUUAGUAUCAAAAGCAAAACAAUUAGGCAUUAAAAUUGUAAUCGAUUCAACUACCCGUCUUUCAUCUAAAGCUGCUCAUAGAAAAUAUAAGGGUGUUGUUUGUCAUACACUUGAUAACAAUGGUCAAUUGUGUCGUCUUGAAGGUACCGAUUCAGUUGAAUUUAAUUGGAAUGAUUGUGUAUCAAUGAAUAUGCGUAAACUUUCAGUAUGGGAUAUGUUUGUUCAAGAGACAUUACUUUGGGGUGAAAGGGGUGUAGAUGGUGUCCGUAUUGAUAGUGCUCACACCUGUCCAUUAUUAUUUAGAUCAAAUCUUGAUGAACUUUAUAGAUUAGAUAGUGACGAUUUACCACAUUAUACAAAUCAACAAAUUUUUGAAGGUGAAAUUGUUAUGCGUCCAUCAGAAGAAGGUAAAAAUUUUGGUUACUGGGGAACCACUCCACCAUUACCAAAACAUUCAACUCCAUUUUACCCAAACCCAUUCUUUAUUAAAAUUACUAGAGAAAUUUGGAAUCGUUUCCCACAAUUUAUAUUCUUGGCUGAAGUAUUUUGGGAAAGAGAAUUACAUUCAAUUAUUUCAGGCUUGGUUCCAUACUCAUCAGCUAUUCCAAAAGCAUUGGCCUCUGUAUUUGAUAAGGGUAUCAGCAAAGAUGGUAUUGUAUUUGACCUUAGACAACGACAAACUGUUAAAGCCCUUUACGACUACUAUGAAAUGCGUAUGUCAACUUAUCCACAAAACUCUAUUAUUCUUUUCCCAUCCUCAACCCAUCAUUCACCAUAUCCACUUCAAGUUUACAAUGCUGGUGCUUGGGUGGCAGUCGAUAUGCUUUACUUUUUACCAGAAAUUCCAAUCACCUAUAUUGGUGAACAAAGUGGUUGGUAUUAUGCAGUAGAUAUUUCAACAGGUCGUGUUAAAGUUGGUAUGUCAUCAACACCAUAUCAAUUACAAUAUCCACAAAUUCGUGGUCACUAUCAACAUCGUGCUACUCUUCGUAGAAACCACACCUUACUCCGUCGUGGUGGUAUGAUUCCAUUACUAUGUUACAAUCAAAAUGGCUGGAGUGAUCGUGUAUUUGGCUUUGCUCGUUUCUCUGGUAAUGAAGUGGUAAUAAUUGCUAUCAAUUUCGAUAAUACUGAUACUGAAUUUUACGUAGAUUGCAGUCCAUUGGCCAAGAUUUGUAAUGAGCCAGAUACAAUUUAUAGAAUGGUCGAUCUUAUUAAUCCAAGUAAUCCACCACAGUACUUAUCAUUAAAUGAAUUACUUUAUGAAAAACAUUUUGUAGUAGCUCCAGGCUUCUCAUCAAUUUGUUGGGGUGUUUAUCAUCAAGUUAGCUCACCAGCUGCAACUCGUGUACUAUACGAACAUUCAAUGACACGUCUUAAACAAUUAUUAGCUGACAAUGUAGAUCCAAACCAUAAUUUAAUUUACUCAUUAAUUAAAAAUAGUUUAUCAGCUGGUGUCCAUGAAUUUGGUAAAUGUUUAGAAAAUAUAUUAUCAAACCUCUCUGGUAAUACCGAAAAAACAUUCAGUAGUUUCGUUCAAAGUGUAUUAUACCAUUUAACUCGUACUUUUGAAGGCUAUAAAAUCAUUUCAUAUUUACAAGUUUUAUCAAAGAACCAAAGUAUACCAAAGAUUCCAAAGAUUAGCAAAGAAAUUCUUCAACAUAAUAUUUUAGGUCCAAUAGUAUUUAUUACACCUGAAAUUGGUCGUUUCUCUACAGUUGGUGGUGUUGGUGUCAUGUUAGAUGAACUCACAAGAAGUCUUCAAUUAUUAGGUUGCGAGAUUCAUAUCAUUUCUCCAUACUAUAAUUAUGGUAAAGGUGGUAGAACUGGUUAUUUAGAAAAAGAAGAAGGUAUCACUUGGAAAAGAAAUGUUUUAACAUAUGUUGGUCCAGAUCGUGUUGAAGUUGGUGUACAUGAAGGUAUGGAUAAGGGUAUUCAUUUACAUUUCUUACAUCAUUUUGAAUAUUUCCCAACUCCUUAUAACUCUGGCUCGCCAAUUCACCAAUUGAAAACAAUUAUAUUAUUUGCAAAAGCUUCAUUGGAAUUACUAUGUCAAUUAAGAAUUUUACCAUCUGUUGUUGUUACAAAUGAUUGGUUUACAGGUUUAGUUCCAGGUUAUGCAAAAUCAGGUGCAUUUGGUACAACAUUUAAUGGCACAACCUUUUUCCAUUUAGUACAUAAUUUAGAAGAAGCAUAUCAAGGAAGAAUUUAUCCAGAUAGCGGUGACGAUCUUAGCUGGAUUCAUCAUUUACAUAGAGAUUUAAUUGUAGAUCCAUAUUCUCAUCAAUUAUGUUUAAAUGCAUCCAGAUGUGCAUUAUUAACAUGUAAUAAUUGGGGUACAGUUUCAAAAUCUUAUCUUUAUGAUUUACUUCGUACAAGUCAUCUUGCAAAUUUAUUACAUCGUUUCCCAGAGGCAUUUGCACAUUCAAAUGGUAUUAGGGUUAAAGAAAGAAAAGAAGCUAUGCGUAAAGUCUCAGCCGAUCAUUGGAGUGCCAAAGCUGAGCUUCAAAAGAAAUACUUUAACAAUGCAGAUAAAUCCAUUCCAGUUCUUUCAUUUGUAGGUAGAAUUGUUCUUCAAAAAGGUGUUCAUUUAAUUUUAAAUGCUGUUAGAGAACUCAUUCAACACUAUCAAGGUAAAAUUCAAAUUUUAGUUGGUGGUAUGGCAAAUAUGAAAGAUCCAUAUGCAAGCUCUUGUGCAUGGAGUAUGCAAGCCCUUUGCAAACAAUAUCCACAAUCAUUUUGGGCAGAUCCUGAUGCAUUCUUUUCAGAUGGUCCAUUAGUAAACUUGGGUUCAGAUUUUGGUUUAAUGCCAUCUCUUUUUGAACCAAGUGGUGUAGUCCAACAAGAAUAUUUUGUUGCUGGUACCCCUGUAAUUGCAUUCAAAACCGGUGGUCUUAAAGAUACCGUCUUUGAAUACAAUACCCAAACAGAACAAGGUAAUGGUUUCACCUUUGAAGCCCACAAACAUACCGAUUAUGUUCAAGCUAUUCAUCGUGCUAUAAAUAUCUUUAAUAAUCCAUCUCAAUAUGAAAAAAUUCGUCAAAGAGCUGAAGAAUCAGUCUUAGAUAUGUCUGUUGUUGCAGAAGCUUGGGCAAGAGAAUUUAGCAGACUUAGAAGAUCAAUUUAUUAUGACAAAAAUAAAAUUGAUGAAGAAAUUGAAAAAAUUGAAUCAUCAUUACAAACCGAUAAUAACAGUAAUAUAAGUUCAAAACAAAAACAACAACAAGAAAAUAAUUUAAAAGUUGAUGAAGAAAAAGGUAUCCCACAACAAUAA